GGGUGGGCGUGUCCCCUGCGGGCGGGCGUGUCCCCUGUAGGCGGGCGGGCGGUGGGUCGCGCCCGGGCAGUCUCGGCGGGGCCAUGAACGGGCUGAAGGGCUGGUGCGCGGUGCUGGACGUUCGGCCCCACGGCGAGAGCCCGGAGAGUGUGAAGGUGCUGCGGCUGACGCUGCCCCAUGAGCUGCCGGGCGAGCGGCGCGAGCAGGCCAAGCAGAAGCCAGUGGGAAAAGCCUUCGCCAUGGUGGCCAACAGGUCCAGCAACGGGCACUCCCUGGCCUCGGAGUGCGUCAAGUCCAACGAGGGCGACGAGGAGAUCAUCAAGGUUUAUCUCAAGGCCCGAGGCGAGGGCAGCACAAACCACGAGGAGAAGGUGACCCAGCUCAAGAGCGAAGUCCGGUACAUCCAGGAGGCUAGAAGUGCUUUGAAGAAGCUGCGGGAAGACUUCAGCAGUAAACUUGAGAGCAGACAAGGAGCUCGGGAGCACCCACAGGUGGAGCUGGAGCAGCACAACGGGAGCUGGAAGUGCCCCGAGAGGCUCCGGGGGGACUCCUGGGAGGAGCAGGAGGAGGAGAACUGCUCCAGCCAGGACGUGGAGACGCUCCAAGAGACGGCCAGGAGGCUCCUCAGGAGGCUGCAGGAGGCCGAGAAGCGCCAUCAGUUGGAGAGGAAAGCCUUCGAGAGGAAGGUGGCCCAGUACCAGGAGGAAGCGGAGCGGGCGAGCUCUGCCCUCCGGAGAGCGGAGAGGGACGUGGAGCAGAAGGAGGUGCAGGUGGAUGAACUCCAGAGGCUCCUGGCCGGGAUGGAAAAGGAGCGCCGGGGUUUGGUGGCCGAGCUGAGGGACGGGGAGGCCGAGCUGGGGCGGCUGCGGAGCCUGGAAGGGGAGAAGCUGGCCCAGCAGGAACGGGUGGCCCAGCUGGAGAAGGAGGUGGCCACGCUGAGGGAGAAGAUCCACCAUCUGGAUGACAUGUUGAAGAGCCAACAGCGCAAAGUGCGGCAGAUGAUCGAGCAGCUCCAGAACUCCAAGACAGUGAUCCAGGCCAAGGAUUCCACGAUCCAGGAGCUGAAGGAGAGGGUCUCCUACCUGGAGGCUGAGAACCUGGAGAUGCACGACCGGAUCGAGCACCUGAUCGAGCAGCAGGUCAGCCGGGGCGGGCACAGCGCCAGGGCCCGCUCCAAGUCGGAAUACGUGAGCAGCAAGAGGCUGACGGGCCCCAAACCGCUGCCUCUGAUCCGAGUGGUGGAGACCUGAUUCCCAGGGGGCCCGGGCCGAGCUUGGACUCUUCCCCUUGGCACGGUUGGCUCUGGAUUUUUCCCUGCUUGGCUCUCGUGCUCCGGCCUCGGGACCCUUCCCGGAGCCUCUCCCGGAGAGCAGCCGAGGGCGGGCGGAGCCCCGGGGCGCUCCCGGCGCGAGGAAAGGAGGUUUGGGAAGCAGCGUUCCUGCGGGAUCCCAGCCCAGCUCCCGGGGCUGGAAGUCGGGAUAAUCCCCCCUCCUGAGGUGGAUUCGCCAGUCCCCUGGGUGUCCCAGCAGGGCCCCCUCCCCUCCGGAUAAACCCGGGGAGAUUCAUCCGUCGCUUUUGGGGUUGAAAACUCUCCAGACGCAAAGAUUCCGCCUUCCCAAAGAAAUUCCUCCCCCAUGAGUCGGGAGCCUCCCACCUCCCACCUCCAGCCCCCACCUGGACCCGGCCAAAGCCUCACCCUUCCCAAAAAUCCGCCUCUUCCCGUGCUUUUCCCUCCCAGUUUAGACCCCCGGGGCUGAAUUCCCAGUAUUUAUUUCCAAUAAAUUAUUGGUGUCUCCCGAGGAUGUGGAGACGGGCACAGGCUGCUGGGAAUUCCCGGGAAUGCGGCCCAGGACUGCCCAUCCCACGUUUGACCCGGGAAACACCAACCCAGCUCCCCCCCUGGAGCUGGUUUUUAUUCCCUGUUUUAUUCCCUGUUUUCCUAUAAAAAUACAUCGUCUGCCUCCGAUCCCGCCGGCUCCGGGUGGUUGGAAGGUGGGAACAGCGGGAAUCUGGGGGGGUUCCUGUGCUUCCAGGUACUCCUGGAUGGGGGUUUUCCAGCCUUUUUGUGUCCCAGCCCGGCUCUGGGGCCUCUGGGUUGGAAUUCCACCCAGAGUUUGGGAAGAAGGAGGGAAAAAGGUG
Chiroxiphia lanceolata (lance-tailed manakin) is the source of this 2139-nucleotide messenger RNA. It is a transcript of the gene TUFT1, whose product is annotated as tuftelin 1. Gene Ontology annotation, biological process: intracellular signal transduction. The transcript is spliced from 13 exons. Lineage: Eukaryota; Metazoa; Chordata; Aves; Passeriformes; Pipridae. Gene Ontology annotation, cellular component: intracellular anatomical structure; I band. The record is from RefSeq and is a predicted model, not a curated record. The coding region runs from base 84 to 1250 and encodes 388 amino acids.